CUCAUUUAUAUAGGGUACAGACAGACAGCUGGGCAAUGGUGAGGGCCUGGUAUCACCCGUGUUCAAGAUCUGGGACGAUUCAAUAUUUUCAAUCUAGAACGGUCUCCUCAUCUUCAGUGGAGCCACUGCUCAUCAUAUCAGGAUGGACAGCUUCGAGAAACAGCUUAUUUGUCCCAUUUGUCUGGAAAUGUUUACGAAACCUGUUGUGAUUCUUCCAUGUCAACACAAUCUUUGCCGGAAAUGUGCUAAUGACAUUUUCCAGGCCUCAAAUCCAUACCUUCCUACCAGAGGAGGCACAGUGACAUCGGGUGGCCGUUUCAGGUGUCCAUCAUGCAGGCAUGAAGUUGUGCUGAACCGUCAUGGGGUCUUUGGUCUGCAGAGAAACCUUCUUGUGGAAAAUAUCAUUGACAUGUACAAACAGGAGUACAUCAGCAGCCGACCCUCUCCUGAGAGGAAGGUUGACCAACCAAUGUGUGAGGUCCAUGAAGAUGAGAAGAUCAACAUAUACUGCCUGACCUGCGGUGUCCCCACCUGUUCUAUGUGUAAAGUGUUUGGUGCUCACAAGAUCUGUGAAGUGGCCCCCCUUAACAGUAUAUACCAGAUGCAAAAGACAGAGCUCACGGGUGGAAUAGCAAUGAUGGUCGGCAAUAAUGACAGGAUCCAAGGCAUCAUCAGUCAGUUGGAGGAGACCUGCAGGACCAUAGAGGAAAAUGGCAGACGACAAAAGUCCCAGGUGUGUGAAAAGUUUGACCAAUUGUAUGCCAUCCUGGAGGAGAGGAAGAGAGAGAUGAACCUGAAAGUGGCAGCAGAACAGGAUGAGAAAGUUAACUAUAUCCGUGGCCUCACAAGGAAUUACGGAGAUCAUCUAGAAUCCAUGACCAAAAUCAUGGAGACAGGAAUCCAAAUGUUGGAGGAGCCUGAGAUGGCUGUAUUCUUGCAGAAUUCCAAAUCCCUCUUGCAAAAGAUUGCAGAGGCAUCGAAUGCCUCCCACCUGGAGAGAGUGGAGUGUGGCUAUGAGAGCAUGGAUCAUUUCUCUGUGAGCUUCAAAAGAGAGGUCAGGGCCCUGUGCAAUAUUGCCUUCACCAGAGAUGACGAGGAAGAGGAGGAUGAAGAUGACAUGGGCGUUGAUACGGAAGGCCGGGCAGAGCAGACAUCCUCGGGAGGAGCAGAUACAGUGAACCUGUUGAACGAACCCCUUCCACCCCUCAUGCCGCCACAAAUACAGAGCAAACACAAACCCGCCACAUCAUCCUAAAUUCACAAAGUCUACAUACCCCCUUCAUACACAAAACCUUCUGUUUACAGCCAGAUAUAAAACUUAUGAUUGCCUGUACGGCUGUGGACACUUUUAAGAGAACUGGACUAUGACACAUAGCUGAAUUUAAGAAGCUAUACUGUUUUACAGUUACAGCUUAAAAAAGUCACUUGAUGACUAAAUAUAAACGUAGAUGACUUAAGAAACACUUCCAAGAUUUGUGGUGUUGUUUACUGCGUAGGGAGUGUUCGUGUGGUAUAUUCAUUGCAGUUGGCACGGCAAAGUUAUUUGAGUUAUGAAUGAUACGAAUCACUUUAAAUGUUCUUUGGAUUUCAUAUAAAUAUCACAGACAAAUAAAGGUUUACUUGUGUUGGUUCCAGUCCCAAAACAGUAACCUUCAUGUAAUGGCAACUGGAGAUAGCCUAUAUAGGUAGUGUAAUAAUUUGUAAUGGGUUCAAUUUAAAAUCAUAUAAUCUAGUUCAUUUCAUUUGGAUUUAAAUCACUCAUGUAUCCCAUCGUUGCCUAAUCUACUCUGAGAAACAUUUGUGGCAGUGUGGAAGUAAUCUCCCUAUUGCAGUGACUCUCUGCUCUGUAAACAAGUCUUGUUCGCACUUCUCGGUGGUCGAGCUGAAAUAACGAUGCCAUGGCAUUGCGUAAUCCAUAUAUUCUGACCCAGUGGAGGGUGAUCAGUGACAGGAUGUACUUCAGCGACUGGAUUCACAUGGAGCACAGCUAUGAUGAACUUAAUGAGGCCCAAGAAUCAAAGCCCGAACACAACAGUCAUUUCAACAUGUGUGGCUUUAACCUUCUACAAUUGGCGGACCAUAUUAAAAUAGUGGUUAAAGUGAACUGAAAUGUUCUGAGUUUCUUGUUAACUCAUAAAGAUUUGCGUUUGUCUCAUUAGAAAGUUAUUGAUUGUUUUCAGAUGUGCUUUGCCCAAUACAUUUAGGGCAUGGUUCAGUUAAACUCUGCACCCAAGACUUGACUGUAAAAGAUCUCCAGUUGCUGUAUAGGUACAAUGAGUCACUUACCAGUUAAUUGGUUUUGUGUUAACCAGGUUAAAUUCAUGCAAGGUGUGCAUUCUGCAACUGACAAUCAAUCAUCUUUUCAUAGCAGCAGGCAAGUCCACAGUUACUUGAUGUUAAUUUACCUAACACUUUGCCAAACAAGAGUGAAUCAUUUAUUGGGAGAGGUGCAGCCACUUCCAGUAAUGGAUUCAGUGUGCUGGGUGUAAUUGGAUUACAAAGUAAUUUGUUACCGUAAUCAAAUUACUCUUAAGCACCAAAUGUAGUGUAACAUUACAUUAUAAAUCUUGAAAUUAGAUUAUAGUUACUGACUUUCAAUGAAAGUAUUAAUUUUAAGUACAUUACUUGAGUUACAAAUAUAUCUAAAAAAAAAUACAUGUAUUUGUAAUACAGUUAAAAUGUGAAUUAAUAUGUUCAUAUGUAUGUUUGCGUUUCUGUAACAGCUGAAGGGUGUGCGACAAUGAAGGAGAAAAUAGACAUGAUUUGAAUUUAUUGAGCGAAAAAAAAAGUGUUUUAGAAAGUAACUUAAAAUUAAAGUAAUUAGUGAGGUGAUUACUUUUUCAAAGAAGUAAUCAUUAAAGUAUUCUGAUUACAAUUUUAGAGAAGUAGUUAGCAUUUGUAGUGGAUUACUUUAUUGGUAAUUUACUGGUCCUUCAAAUCUGUGUCAAAAGGCAAGUGGUAUUCAAAGUGUACUUUGAGGUAUAUGUUUAAGAGGCUUGUUUUUAAAUUACUUUUUUAAUAAGUGAACAUUUAUUUUCAGUAUAUAAUCAAGUUUUCUGCUGCUACACACUUUCAAAUACUGGUAACACUUUACA
Xyrauchen texanus (razorback sucker) is the source of this 3095-nucleotide messenger RNA. It is a transcript of the gene trim55b, whose product is annotated as tripartite motif containing 55b. Gene Ontology annotation, molecular function: zinc ion binding. The transcript has 8 exons. The record is from RefSeq and is a predicted model, not a curated record. Bases 143 to 1255 code for a protein of 370 amino acids. NCBI's taxonomy places the organism in Eukaryota, Metazoa, Chordata, Actinopteri, Cypriniformes, Catostomidae.